AUGGAAGAUUUAAUCAUCUUCAAAUUCAUUGAAAGAUCACAUUUCGCUACAUGUUUACCCGUAUAUCAACCAAAUCAUCCAGGCAUUGAUAUCCCCAAUUUUAAUGGUUCAUUCUUAGAUUGGGCACUUUUACAAAUGGAAAUUACACAUUCUCAAUUAAGAAGAUUCGAGUCGCCUGAUGAAACUCCAUUUUUCCCCGAUCAAAUCUUAAAACCAAUAUUACCAAGCAUCAAUUAUCCAAGAGUCUUGGCAUCAUAUGCUCCUGAAGUUAAUUAUAAUGAUAAAAUUAAGAAAGUUUACAUCGAUAAAAUUGUCCCAUUGAUUUCUAAAUAUGAUGGUGAUGAAACUGAUAAUUAUGGAUCUGUGGCAACUAGAGAUGUAGAAUGUUUACAAAGUUUAAGUAGAAGGAUCCAUUUUGGUAAAUUCGUAGCUGAAGCAAAAUUCCAAUCUGAUAUCCCAUUGUAUACUAAAUUAAUUCAAAAUAAAGAUGUGGAAGGGAUUAUGAGAAAUAUUACUAAUUCUGCAGUAGAGGAGAAAAUCUUAUUAAGGUUGACUAAGAAAGCUGAAGUUUAUGGUGUGGAUCCGACAAGUGAAGAUAGUGAAAGAAGAAUAACUCCAGAAUAUUUGGUUAAAAUUUAUAAAGAAAUCGUCAUCCCUAUUACAAAAGAAGUUGAGGUAGAGUAUUUGUUAAGAAGAUUAGAAGAUCAAUGA
Molecule: messenger RNA, 711 nt
Organism: Naumovozyma dairenensis CBS 421
Lineage: Eukaryota; Fungi; Ascomycota; Saccharomycetes; Saccharomycetales; Saccharomycetaceae
Gene: ARO7
Product: chorismate mutase ARO7
Exons: 1
Coding region: 1-711 (236 amino acids)
Biological process (GO): aromatic amino acid biosynthetic process; chorismate metabolic process
Cellular component (GO): cytoplasm
Molecular function (GO): chorismate mutase activity
Source: RefSeq, a predicted model, not a curated record